CAAAGUGACAGACGACGGUUCAGACUUCAGAGCAAUUAUUGAAUAUUGAUGUCCAUUGAUGUCUAAUUUUUUGGAAGAUAAAGGUUAUUUUGUUUGAAUUAAAUCAAAAAAAGUAAAUAGGUGAUACGCUUUUUAAUAAUGAACAGCAUAGGGGAGGAAUGUACAGAUUUAAAGAAAAAGUAUGAUGACUGUUUCAACUCAUGGUUUUCUGAACGUUUUUUAAAGGGAGAUCACGACGACUCUGUAUGUGCAGGUAUAUUUAAGGUUUACCAAGAAUGUGUUAAGAAGGCAAUGAAGCAGCAGAACAUAGACUUUAAAGAUAUUGAUAAAGACGUUUUAGGUACCGAUAACGAGUUUAAGCCACCUGGUGGAGAUAGCAGUUGACAAAAAUGUAAUUUACUGUGUGUAUUCAAUCCAAUUACAUGCUGGAAUGUAAUGAACUUUAAGUUUGCUGACCGUGCAAUUACAAAUGCAGUUCAAAAAUAAAUGAAGUCACAUACUCAAAUCUGCUUAUUUAUGUUAUUGGAAAAGUUAUUCUUUGUAAAUUUUAGCACAUGAAAGCAAUAUUUUCUUUAAUGUUCCUAAAUUAGUGUACAAAUUAUCAAAUUUAAAGUUUUGCAUUACUCUGAGUGCUUAGAUUUUAUUUAUUUAUUUAUUUAUUCACACAUAUCAAAUACCAUUACAGGAUUUCCUAAUUCGGUAUUGACUUAAAACUAUAGAUGUUAUACAUAUAUAUUAAACUAAUACUACUAAUACUUAUACUAACAAAGAUUAAAUGUGUCCAGCAAAUUGUAAAAGGAUUAAACAUGCAUUUAUACUUUUAAUGACUUAAUAGAAAAUCAUACUGUAGUGGCAUUUAAGUGUAGUGUCUGUGAUGUUGUUAAUUUAUAUCUUUAUUAGAAAUAAAUAGGUAGUUGAUGUUC
This is a messenger RNA of Colias croceus (clouded yellow), 923 nucleotides long. Its product is annotated as TP53-regulated inhibitor of apoptosis 1-like. Lineage: Eukaryota; Metazoa; Arthropoda; Insecta; Lepidoptera; Pieridae. The record is from RefSeq and is a predicted model, not a curated record. The transcript has 3 exons. Bases 139 to 384 code for a protein of 81 amino acids.